GGAAAGUCGUCAUAUCAACAUCCGGUUCAUUAACGCGAAGUCGCGAAGUCUUCGUUUGCGUCACUGUGUGGUUCCCUGUAUGUUUCGUACGAACGACGUUGGAUUAAUUUCAGCCACUGAAAACGACUUUAGGAGUUAAAUCAUGGCUCCCGGGGGCCCAGCCGAGAAAAAAGGCAACGUCCUUCCGCUGUGGGGCAAUGAAAAGACGAUGAACCUCAACAACCUGAUUCUGACAAACAUUCUCUCGUCGCCUUAUUUCAAAGUAAAUCUGUACAAGUUGAAGACAUAUCACGAGGUCGUGGACGAGAUCUACUACAACGUGCAACACCUAGAGCCCUGGGAAAAGGGAAGCAGGAAGACAUCUGGCCAGACUGGAAUGUGUGGAGGGGUCCGUGGUGUCGGUGCGGGGGGCAUAGUGUCGACCGCGUUCUGCAUUCUCUACAAGCUGUUCACCCUCAAGCUGACCCGCAAGCAGCUCAACGGCCUCAUGAACCACUGCGACUCACCCUACAUCCGAGCGCUCGGCUUCAUGUACAUCAGAUUCACACAACCUCCAGCAGACCUAGUGGACUGGUAUGAACCGUACCUUGACGACGAAGAGGAGCUGGACGUGAAGGCCGGCGGCGGGCAGACACUGCGCAUGGGCGACAUGCUGCGCCACUUCCUGACCAAGCUGGAGUGGUUUGCCACCCUGUUUCCCCGCAUCCCGGUGCCCAUCCAAAAGGAGAUUGAGCGCCGCCUUGCCCUGCACCCGCCCAUGGCGCCCGCGGGGGCGCAGGUGGCGCCGGAGGGCGACGAGGGAGAGCCGGAGGCGCCCGCCGAAGAGCUUGCUGGCCCAGAAGCCAGGCGCAGGAGGAGCCCUUAUGCUCGGGAGUUCAACGGGGGACGGGACGGUCCUGGAGACGCCAUCAGGGACAGAGAAAGGCCUCGAGAACGCCGGAGCCGGAGCCGCGACCGUUACCGCGACAGCAGACACAGAAGCAGAAGUCGGGAGGCUCGUCCACACCGCAGUGGCGGCGAGAGGCCGCGGGAUUCCGACCGUCCGAGAGAUGCAGACCGUACGAGGGACCCCGAACGGCUGAGAGAUGCCGAUCGCCUGCGGGACGCCGAUCGGCUUAGAGACACCGAUCGUGCGAGGGACGCCGAGCGUUCCAGGGAGUCUGAUCGUUCGAGGGACCACGAGCGUUCCAGGGACACGGAGCGUUCUAGGGAGUCAGAACGAGCGAGGGAUUCCGAUCGGUCAAGGGAAUCGGAUCGCCACCGCCACAGGGGCAGUCCCGAACGCAGGCACGUGGAACGACCUCGCGAUCGAUCUCGCGAGCGACUUCGCGAGCCGUCCCGCGACCAGAGGUCUUUGUCCCGAAGAGAACGCUCUCGUUCACCGAUAAAACGGGAUCACCAUCGGUGAUCUCGCCAGUUUGGGCAACGACCCGGGGAGUUGGGGACAAUUCAUACUUGGCUUGAACUCGAGGUUUCAUUUAUGCAGGCUCGUGGAGCUGUGGAGUGGUUGUUGCCCCUGUUAGUAUGCUGUAAAACUGGCAACUGUUGGGAGUAUGGUGAAUAUGGGUAAGAAGUGUUUCGCUUGUGUCGCUGCAAAAUUAUACAAAUAAAUGUCUUUAGAUCAUGGGGAUUGAUCUAUUAUGCUCCCUAUUUGAAACCCUCAAAUUGGUGGCCUAGGCUUUUGUCAUCUUUUUCGUUAGGUGGCUACUUGAAAUAUCUGUUGUUACCAACUGUAAUAACACUCCUGCUGUACGGCAAAAUUUAAUGUCAUUUCCGUUGAAACACUUGAAGUGUUCGGCGAAUCUGCUCGCGAUCUUGAUUGCGAGCGUUGCGCGUGCACCAGGUGGCGCCAGGAGUGGUGCGUGCUGAUUGGUCGUUCAGAUAAUGUCAUUAGAUGGAAAUUGCGUUGAAUUUCGUGGUGGGACAGCUGCGCAAGGAUGUUGAGGGGGAGCUUGCGAGUGUCCUUUCCCAGGUAACAAAACACAGCCUUUAUUUGCGUUUUGACUGCACAGUCGUGCUUGAGGUUCUCGCAUUGCUGAAAGCUGUCGAAGUGCAAUGAAGACCAGAGGCCUCGUGCUGGGGGCAGGGCCCUCCAGUGCUCCUUCCUGAGGAUUGUGUCCUGUCGGUUACUAGGAUAACAGUCUUCUGAAAGUUGUUUCUAGUUGCUUUGGUGCUGCAAGUGCAAGAGCCAUAUUACCAGAUCAUAUCAUAAAGAGGAUUUUCAGAGUAUCUUUUCGUCUGUGCUGUGGUAAGCCUGAGUGUAGCAAAAAAGUAUGUUUGGUUUUGUUCUUGUGUUCUCUUUGUGCUGCAGCUGCCUUUUUUUUUUCUUUUUUUUUUUUGUACAAUGACAUUUUACAUUGAUGUUUUGUCUUACAACUCUGAACUGCAACAACUUUUCGUACCAUCGUGGCAUAGGUUCAGUUAAUUGCACGGGGGUUGACAAAGGAGCUCGGAUAACCACUGUUGGGGUAUGGUUUUUCCCAAUGUGAUUCAUGCAGGUUUUGUGUGCCAUGCAUCUUGCUGCAUAUUUGGUAGAUUAUGUGCCUACAAUCUGAAAUACGGCGUUUGUAUUGUGGCAUUUAACUGCACUCUCUUCUAAACUUGCAUGGAGGCAGAUGCUAGUAGAUUUGGGAGAUGUGUAGGUUUUUUUGUUUUUUUUUAUCUAAUUCAGUUGGGAAGAGAGGCAUGCAAAGCAUGGUGAUGACAAAGGAUUAAUCAGGCAGAAGUUAUUCUUAUAUUUCAUCAGUCAGCUUUUCUCUGCAGUAGGAGCAAGCCAUGGUCGAGCUUGAGUGAAAGUUUUUAAUUUGUUGCCCAUGUCCCGUGAAGCACGUGUUUGUAUAUAUUAGCUUUCAUUCACGUUCCCCUGUACAGACAUUUGCCAGUAAUAGCACAAAAAAAGUCGCCGUGUUUUUUUUUUUUUUUUAAUACAGCAACACAGUGACAGUUCUGACAUCACCUUCGCUACAGUUAAAUUCAUCAGUUUUUCUUCAGCAUUUUCAUGUUGCACCUUGAAAAAUAAAUCUAUUCUGUGAUUGUA
Ixodes scapularis (black-legged tick) is the source of this 3037-nucleotide messenger RNA. RefSeq names its product pre-mRNA-splicing factor 38B. Gene Ontology annotation, cellular component: precatalytic spliceosome. NCBI's taxonomy places the organism in Eukaryota, Metazoa, Arthropoda, Arachnida, Ixodida, Ixodidae. The coding region runs from base 143 to 1408 and encodes 421 amino acids. The record is from RefSeq and is a predicted model, not a curated record. The transcript is spliced from 8 exons.